AGCUGUUUCCUAUAUGACUAAUGAGCCGAGAUGUUUGUCCUUUUGUUAGUAGGACGUCAUGUGGACCCGAGAGUGAAGCGUCUCUACUUUGUGUUUGUCUUUUGAAGAAUAGACUGUUUAAAACUUAAAUUUAAUUGUUAUAGAAAGCUUGGGGAUGUUUAUUUGGUCAUUUUCAUCCCUCUGCUGUGUUUUAUUUCUGAAAGUUUGAGCGACGACAAGACAGAAAAUGGACGAUGGAAGCAAACAAACACACACAUUUGGGAGCGGACAACAAAGAACUCAACAUCCCAGACCUUUUUUCUACGUCCAGCCACCGUCUCAACCUUAUUACCAACCUUUGUUCCAGCACUGGCAGCUGAACCACCCGUACAGUCAUUAUGGUUUGCCUGGAGGUUUUAACUUUGGUCGUCCUUGCAUGCACCCGUACCAGUACAUGCAGUACCCUGGGUUUGUUUUCCCACAUGCCCCGUUAUAUCCGAUGGAUCACAGGCGAAUGUUUGAACCUCGCUUCCACAGUCCCACCUGGAUUGACGUUCCUCGCCAGCAGUAUCACCCACAGCCUCCCAGCCGUCGAGAAAUGGCCUGCUCGGAGGCUCAAACCGACCCCAGCGACGCCAUCACCAAGCUCAUCGAAUGCCUGGAUAAGAUUCGAGGCGGCGAGCUGCAGGGCGCAGAGAGGGAGCUGGACUCUGGCGUCGCCUCGCAGUCCUCUGGGAUGUUCUCUCCAGGUGAAGAGAAGAAAGGUGAAGAGCUAGGUCAUGUCCUGCCUUCGGUGUCUGACGGCAGCCAUGUGGAGUCUCCAGCUGUGAUCUUCAGUGACUCCACGACGGCGGUGUACGACGGUGACUCCAGCCAAAGGAGCUUGGAUGGCCUGAGCCCUCAGGGAUGCUGGUCAGGCGGAUUGGAAGAGGAGUUGCCCCUCGAUAGCUCCUCUAUUCAUGAGGAGUGUUCGGAGCUCGUUCAGCCUGCAACAGAUGAAUGCUUCCUCCCUCUGGAGAAAGCAGAAGUCACGGAUAUCCAGUCAGAUAUCUCCGUGACUAAUCCCAGAUGUGCUGAAGAGCUCCUGAAGCAAAGACUGGAUCCAAUCCCGGCUUCGACACCAUCACUGCUGGCGCACAAAGAUGCCAAAGGUGGCGACAAAGCCUCAAAAACAGAACAUCAGAAAGCUGAUCGAAACUACCAGAUCCUCAAGCUGCCCUUUGAGAGCGUUUUAACGCCUGGAGAUGCCGGAGCCGGCCACCUCUCCUCCCCUGCUGCCCCAUACUACUACAACUACCUGUCCAUGCACACCACCCACGAGCGGAUGAGCGUCCUCAGUCCAUCUCUAGACGAGCUUUCCUCCAGAGACGAAAUGUUCUCCACGGAUCUGGACGAUGCGGAUCUCUUCCCCAAACAUGUGUACGCGGGCAGGAGGCUUGCAGAGGUUGCAAGCGGGUCACCAAAAGCCGCCGAAGAAGUGAAGGACGUUUGGCUGCCAGGUUCGAAGAGGUUUAUGUGCGCCUGUUGCGGGAAAAGCCUCCCAAAAGGGGCGAGCAGGAGCAAAGUCCACAGCUCCAAGAUGUAUAGGGAUGAAGCCGGAGACUCUGAGGACGACAGCAGAUAUGGAAGAGGGUGCGAGCAGCCUGUCAGAGUGGUUGUGAGGAAGCAUUCGGCACCCAGGAGGCCUCAUUCUGUCCCGCUGAGACAUUCUGCAAAACCUUGGUAUAAAAGAGGCCAAUACAAAGAUCCCUCCGAUCCAGUGAACCAAGAGGAAGGUCAUGAUCUGUGUAAGCAGGAGCCAGAAGAUGGUGACGUUGGAGAGUUGACGAGCAGUGAGCUGCAGUGCAGAACAUGUCAGGACAGACUCUGCAAGGAAGACGUGACCGUGUCGGACCAAGGCAGGUGGGGAGACGCCGUUGUGAUUCCCAGGAGGAGACCACCAACUUCUCUGCAAAGACAAGAGAUGAGUACUCAGAGGAAAUUGAUGUACCACAGGCCAAGAGAUGAGGACAACGAUGACGACGAGCCGCCACCAUUACACUGGGAGAGAGGCUCUACGAUGAGAGGAGAACCAAGAUGUUGAAAGUGUGUUAAACUGCCCCCCGCCCCCUAAAAAAAGGUGUAACUGUUCCAGGAUAGUUAAUAUUUAGAGCACCAGGUGAAAUGCACUGCACGGUGUCUUUUUGUUGGAUAAAAGUUAAAAAAAA
Molecule: messenger RNA, 2186 nt
Organism: Larimichthys crocea (large yellow croaker)
Lineage: Eukaryota; Metazoa; Chordata; Actinopteri; Sciaenidae
Exons: 7
Coding region: 227-2062 (611 amino acids)
Source: RefSeq, a predicted model, not a curated record